Molecule: messenger RNA, 3409 nt
Organism: Rhododendron vialii
Lineage: Eukaryota; Viridiplantae; Streptophyta; Magnoliopsida; Ericales; Ericaceae
Product: leucine-rich repeat receptor-like serine/threonine-protein kinase BAM1
Exons: 4
Coding region: 135-3194 (1019 amino acids)
Biological process (GO): protein phosphorylation
Molecular function (GO): protein kinase activity; receptor serine/threonine kinase binding; ATP binding
Source: RefSeq, a predicted model, not a curated record
UUCUCCACUGUCUAGUGUACUCUCUCCCUCUACUCCUCUGGCUCCUUCGUCUUUUUCUUUCCCUGUUUCCCACUCUCUCUCUCUCUCUCUAAAAAAAACCCAAACCAGAGAGAGACAACCACCCGAACCAAAAAAUGCGACUCCCCGCACUCCUCCUCCUCCUCCUCUUCCUCCACCUUAAUCUCCGCCGCUCAACCGCCGCGAUACCACUCCGCAUACCGGAGUACAGCGCCCUCCUCUCCCUGAAAACCGCCAUCACCGACGACCCCCAGUACGCCCUCUCCACGUGGAACGCCUCCACCAGCUACUGCACGUGGUCCGGAGUCACGUGCGACCGCAACCGCCACGUGACGGCGCUCGACAUCUCCGGUUACAACCUCUCGGGGACCCUCUCCUCCGGCGUCGGCCACCUCCGUUACCUCCUCAACCUCACCGCCGCCGCCAACCAGCUCUCCGGCCCCAUCCCCCCCGAGAUCUCCCUCAUCUCCUCCCUCCGUUACCUCAACCUCUCCAACAAUGUCUUCAACGGAACCUUCCCUCUUCAACUAUCCCGCCUCAGAUAUUUACAGGUGCUGGACCUUUACAACAACAACAUGAUCGGAGACCUUCCGGUGUCCGUAACCCUAAUGCCGAGCCUCCGCCACCUCCACCUCGGCGGAAACUACUUCAACGGCACCAUCCCGGCGGAGUACGGCCGGUUUCCCACCCUCGAGUACUUAGCCCUCUCCGGAAACACCUUAAUCGGCGUAGUUCCACCCGAACUCGGAAACAUCUCGACCCUCCAACAACUCUACAUCGGGUACUACAACACAUUCUCCGGUGGCCUACCGCCGGAGAUCGGGAACCUAUCGAAGCUCAUCCGGUUCGACGCCGCCAGCUGUGGACUCUCCGGCGAGGUUCCGCCGGAGAUUUCCAAGCUCCAGAACCUGGACACGUUGUUCCUCCAAGUGAACACGUUUUCGGGUCCGUUAACUGUAGAGCUGGGGUACUUAAAGAGCUUGAAAUCCAUGGAUCUUUCGAACAACAUGUUCACAGGUGAGAUGCCAGACUCUUUUUCUUACUUGAAAAACCUGACCCUUCUAAAUCUGUUCCGUAACCAGCUCUAUGGCUCGAUACCGGAGUUCAUCACCAGUUUACCGGAGCUACAGGUGUUGCAAUUGUGGGAAAACAACUUCACUGGAAUAAUCCCUCAGGGGUUGGGAAGUAAUGGGAAGUUACAGAUUGUUGAUCUGUCUUCUAACAAAUUGACUGGGACCCUGCCUCCUAACUUAUGUGCUGGUAAUACUCUUGAAACCCUAAUUGCAUUGGGGAACUUCUUGUUUGGCCCGAUACCAGAGUCGCUAGGACAGUGUCAGUCCUUGAGUCGAAUUCGAUUGGGAGAGAAUUAUCUGAACGGAUCGAUACCGAAAGGGCUGCUGAGCUUGCCUUUGCUGACUCAAGUUGAGUUUCAGGACAAUCUUUUGUCUGGGGAAUUUCCUCAGCAUGAUUCGGUGUCAGUUAGUUUAGGGCAGGUUAGUUUGUCAAAUAAUCAGCUCACCGGUCCUUUACCAGCAAGUAUUGGGAACUUUUCUGGUGUCCAGAAGCUUUUGCUCAACGGGAACCAGUUUUCGGGUCCCAUUCCUCCUGAGAUUGGGAAGUUACAGCAGCUAUCGAAAAUGGAUUUCAGCCAUAACAGGUUUUCGGGUCUAAUUGCACCAGAGAUCAGCAAAUGUGUGGUUUUGACUUAUCUUGACCUUAGUCAGAACCAGCUCUCCGGUGAAAUUCCGACUGCGAUUACAGGCAUGCGGAUUCUGAAUUACUUGAAUUUGUCAGGAAACCACUUAGUAGGGUCCAUUCCGGGGGCCAUAGCCACCAUGCAAAGCUUGACUUCUGUUGAUUUUUCCUACAACAAUCUAUCCGGGCUAGUCCCGGGCACUGGCCAGUUCAGUUACUUCAAUUCCUCGUCUUUUCUCGGAAACCCUAACCUCUGUGGCCCAUACUUGGGGCCUUGCAAAGAUGGAAUUGCAAGCGCCACUCCCCAAGGCCAUGUCAAAGGCUCAUUCUCGUCUUCCUUGAAGCUCUUGCUUGUUAUGGCAUUGCUUGUGUGUUCCAUAGCUUUUGCAAUUGCUGCCAUUUUAAAAGCCCGGUCCUUGAAAAAAGCAAGUGAGGCUCAUGCGUGGAAACUGACAGCUUUCCAACGUUUGGAUUUCACUUGUGAUGAUGUAUUGGAUUCUAUGAAGGAGGAUAAUAUUAUUGGGAAGGGUGGUGCUGGUAUUGUUUACAAGGGGGUGAUGCCAAAUGGUGAUGAGGUGGCAGUCAAAAGAUUACCAGUGAUGAGCCGCGGGUCGACCCACGACCAUGGGUUCAAUGCAGAAAUACAGACUCUUGGGAGGAUUCGUCACCGUUAUAUUGUUAGGCUAUUAGGAUUUUGUUCGAAUCAUGAGACAAAUCUUCUGGUUUAUGAGUAUAUGCCUAAUGGGAGCUUGGGUGAAGUGCUCCAUGGGAAGAAGGGGGGGCAUUUGGUUUGGGACACGAGGUAUAAGAUUGCAGUGGAGGCUGCAAAGGGUCUUUGCUAUCUUCACCACGAUUGUUCACCAUUGAUUAUUCAUCGGGAUGUGAAGUCUAACAACAUAUUGCUUGAUUCCAAUUUUGAAGCACAUGUUGCCGAUUUUGGGCUUGCCAAGUUCUUGCAGGAUUCAGGCACUUCUGAGUGUAUGUCUGCUAUUGCUGGCUCGUAUGGAUAUAUAGCACCAGAGUAUGCCUACACACUGAAGGUUGAUGAAAAGAGUGAUGUGUACAGUUUUGGCGUAGUUCUCUUAGAACUAGUAUGCGGUAAAAAACCGGUUGGAGAAUUUGGCGAUGGAGUAGACAUCGUACAAUGGGUGAGGAAGAUGACCGAUGGGAAAAAGGAAGGAGUGCUAAAAGUCCUCGACCCUAGGCUUCCCACGGUUCCGCUUGAGGAGGUGAUGCACCUAUUCUAUGUAGCAAUGUUGUGUGUAGAAGAACAGGCUGUCGAACGCCCAAAAAUGCGUGAAGUUGUUCAAAUUCUAACAGAAUUUCCAAAGUCGUCGAAUAGCUUAACACAGGAAGACUCAAUGGGCACAGGGUCCUCAACACCGCAAGCCUAUGCUUUGGAGUCUCACACAGAAGCAACUAGAGAUACCAAAGGACAGCACCAGCCUCAAUCUCCAGCACCUGAUCUUCUUUGCAUUUGAAACUUUUUGUAUUGGCAUAGGAGUGUUUGCUUUAGUUUUCUAGAAUUGGGUUGGCUAAGGGUGUUUCAAUUUCUUCUUUUCUUUCUUGGAUAAUUUCGUGGUUGUUUUUUUUUAAACUCCUUUAAUUCAAGGAGGUUGUGACGUUUGCAGUUUUGUAUGUACAGUUUGAAUGCUGGGGCCUCCUUUAUGACAUAAAUUGUCUUCACGUUAUGCUA